This is a messenger RNA of Paramecium octaurelia, 882 nucleotides long. The record is from the annotation of a GenBank genome assembly. NCBI's taxonomy places the organism in Eukaryota, Ciliophora, Oligohymenophorea, Peniculida, Parameciidae.
AUGAUAAAUUUAAAAAAAAACUCAGAUUCAGAUAUUGAAUCCCUCAUAGAAUCUAUGUUGAGAUUAAUGGAAUACAUGAAUGCAAAUCCAAGUUUUAAGAGGAAGAUGUUUGAAUCCUUUAAUCAUGAAGAUUUGAGUAAAAUUUAGAAAAAUUUGAAUGAUAAAAAGAAUAUCACUCUGAGAAAGAUUUCUUGUUUAUUUUUAUGUUGCAUAUUGUAGAAUGAUGAGAAUUGUGAAAGCUUUUUAAAAUUGUCUGACUUGAUUCCAAUCAACUCUAAAAUAAGUAUAAAUGGUAUUCCAGAAAAGAUUUCAAAAUAUGUUUCUCAUGAUACAAUAUUCAAAUUACAAAGUGCUUCGUUUUAAGAAAACUCAUUAUGUUGGUAUUACACCUAUCAAAUGGCUAAGGAAUAGUUGCCAUAUUUGUAAUUCUUUUCUUUGAAUUAUUCCGAUAUCAGAAAAUCAAUAACUGAAUUUGUUGAUCCUCUAGAUUCAAUCAUUGGAAUAGUGUAUGAAAAACAGAGAAUAUCUAAGCCUCUAACUCCCAAUAGCGAGAUUUCAACAAGAGAUAAAAGAAAUCACUUGUAAAAGUUGAGUGUGUCCCCUAUUCCUAAAUAAUAGUAGAUUGGAAAUACGACUAAUAAUGCUAAUGUGUCUUAAGAAAAAUAUUAGAAACGGUAUGUAAUUUCAAAAGCCUAGCAAUUUAAUUAAACACAAAAGUUGUAAGAUCAUUCUGCUGAGAGAAAGAGUGUGAAUUAUGAUGUUUUGAGGAAUAAAAUAUUGGAAUAACAGAAUACGAGAAAUGCAAUGGCUAAUUCAAAACCCAAUAAGGAGAUUUAAUCUACAAGUAUGGAGUUGAAAUUAAGAUUACUAAAAAAUUAAUGA